AUGAUGGCUAAGAAGCCCCCCAAACCAGCACCUCGAAGAAUCUUCCAAGAAAGGUUAACUAUUACUGCUCUCCCCUUAUACUUUGAAGGCUUUUUAUUAGUCAAGCGCUCAGAAUACCAGGAGUAUAAACAUUAUUGGACUGAAUUAAGAGGAACAACGCUUUUCUUCUAUACGGACAAAAAAAGUACAAUAUAUGUUGACAAAUUAGACAUAAUAGACCUCACAUGCCUUACUGACCAUAAUUCAAGUGAAAAAAAUUGUGUGAUUUUCACCCUGGUUUUGCCAAAAGAGGAAGUACAACUAAAGACAGAGAACACAGAAAGUGGAGAAGAAUGGAGAGGCUUUAUUCUCACAGUUACAGAGUUGGCAGUUCCACAAAAUGUGUCUCUCCUUCCUGGACAAGUAAUUAGACUUCACGAAGUCCUAGAGCGAGAGAAGAAAAGGAGGAUUGAGACAGAGUGGCCAAGUACAUCUCUGAAAAAUGAGAAGGAACCAAUUGAAGAUUAUGUGGAUGUACUGAGCCCUAUGCCAGUAUGCUUUUAUUCAGUAUCCCGGAAAGAAGCAACUGAGAUGCUGGAGAAGAACCCUUCCUUGGGAAACAUGAUCCUGAGGCCUGGCAGCGACAGUAAAAACUACUCUAUCACUAUCCGACAGGAGACAGAUAUGCCACAAAUCAAGCACUACAAAGUGAUGAAUUCAGGGAAAAGCUACACUAUCGAACUGGAAAAACCUAUAACUCUCCCAAACCUUUUCAGCGUCAUUGAUUAUUUUGUGAAGGAAACACGAGGAAAUUUACGACCAUUUAUAUAUUCAACCGAUUAAACCUUUGAGACCAAAGGAUCUCCUGGAACACCCUCAAAACAAACAAAAAGCUAGAGGGAGGGGAAUUGAAUACAGGUUGCCUCCUGGAUAAAUAGAAUUAUGGCAGUCAUCUAAUUAAAUGUU
Sorex araneus (European shrew) is the source of this 945-nucleotide messenger RNA. RefSeq names its product signal transducing adaptor family member 1 (gene STAP1). The coding region runs from base 1 to 822 and encodes 273 amino acids. Gene Ontology annotation, biological process: positive regulation of B cell receptor signaling pathway; cell surface receptor protein tyrosine kinase signaling pathway. Gene Ontology annotation, molecular function: signaling adaptor activity; protein kinase binding. The transcript is spliced from 9 exons. The record is from RefSeq and is a predicted model, not a curated record. Lineage: Eukaryota; Metazoa; Chordata; Mammalia; Eulipotyphla; Soricidae.